This is a messenger RNA of Hevea brasiliensis (rubber tree), 1645 nucleotides long. RefSeq lists its product as uncharacterized. The record is from RefSeq and is a predicted model, not a curated record. The transcript is spliced from 8 exons. Gene Ontology annotation, biological process: nuclear-transcribed mRNA catabolic process, nonsense-mediated decay. Lineage: Eukaryota; Viridiplantae; Streptophyta; Magnoliopsida; Malpighiales; Euphorbiaceae. Bases 119 to 1339 code for a protein of 406 amino acids.
CUGCCUAUAAAAAAUCUUCGGAGCGUCACCCCACUGCUCAUGGCCGCAAAAUAACUUAGAAGGGGGGAAACGAAACUAGGUUUCAGCAACUGAAAAUCGAACUUCAAAUACUAAUUCAAUGGCAGGUUCUACUGGUGGCACCGGUUCUUCCAGUUCCUCACCGGUCCCUCCGGCUCCUAAAAUUCUAUUGGCUAAGCCCGGACUGGUUACCACUGGACCUGUGGUCGGUAAAUUUGGACGCGGCGGUGCUGAAGACGAAACGGUGCCACAUCGGUCUCGUCUGCCUGCAAUUGGGUCUCUCAAUCUCCUCUCUGAUUCCUGGGAAUUCUACAUUGAUCGCUUUCUCCCUUUUCUGACUGAGAAUGCAGAUUUCACUGUGAUAGGGGUAAUUGGGUCACCUGGAGUUGGCAAGUCCACCAUCAUGAAUGAGCUAUACGGUUUUGAUGCGGGUUCACCCGGAAUGUUGCCACCAUUUAGUGUACAGUCAGAAGAUAACAGAGCAAUGGCAAGACAUUGUAGCGUAGGCAUUGAACCAAGGAUAUCUGCUGAGCGGCUUAUACUUCUAGACACCCAGCCUGUUUUUAGCCCAUCUGUAUUAGCUGAGAUGAUGAGACCUGAUGGUUCUUCAACAAUUUCAGUUUUAAGUGGUGAAAAUCUAUCUGCUGAAUUAGCACAUGAACUUAUGGCUAUUCAGCUUGGCGUUCUUCUAGCAUCCAUUUGUCACAUUCUGCUUCUGGUGUCAGAUGGAGUUCAUGAUGAUAAUAUGUGGCGUUUGAUGUUGACGGUUGACCUGUUGAAACAUGGUAUACCUGAUCCAUCUUCACAUUUGCAGAGCUCAACUGGGGGGCCUGAAAGAGAAAAUAAAGAUAAACUCUUUGAGGGUGAAGAAUAUAUGGCUACUCCAGUCUUUGUGCAUACAAAAUUGCAAGAUCAAAAUGUUACCCCACUCAACUUAGUGCAAAUGAGGAAGGCACUUGCACAAUAUUUCAGCUCCUCUUCAUUCAUCAGAGGGAGAUGGGGAAACAUGAGAAAGGAAAAUUUCUUUUCUUCCACGGCUUCUAGUACUAGUAAUGAUUUUCAUGCUAUGCCACUGAAUUUAUUUUUAAUCCCAUCUAAAAACAAAGAUGACUUGCCAAGGGCCCAGCAUGAAAGUUACAACUCUGCAUUAUGGAAACUGCGAGAUGAGGUUUUAUCCAUGAACUGUCCUUCCUUUGCAAGGACUUUCUCAGAACGUGACUGGCUGAAAAAUUCUGCAAAGAUAUGGGAACAAGUUAAAAGCUCAGCUGUCAUUGCUGAGUAUAGCCGAACACUUCAAAAUUCAGGCAUGUUUAGGAGGUAGCAGCCCCAAUGUGCUUUGUUUUGCUCUCUCUGUACCAGAAAUUUUCAAUAUACACAAUUCCCGUGUACUGUAUUAUGUCAGCAUUUGAAGGCCUUGGAAUGAAUGGAUGGUAAGAGGUUGAUAGCCGAGUUGAUUCUUUCGCUUUCUAGUUGUUAGGUAGCAAUUAAGCUUCCUAGUUUUCUCCUUUAAGCGUUGUAGGGCAACUCAACCUUCUAACCCAAAGAAGCACAAAGAAUUAAAGCAAAUGUUUAUUCCAUUGCCUACACAUUUUUAUUUGUGUACUUAAUAUGAUCAGCAUUUCAGUUU